This is a messenger RNA of Trichosurus vulpecula (common brushtail), 4197 nucleotides long. It is a transcript of the gene GCLC, whose product is annotated as glutamate-cysteine ligase catalytic subunit. Gene Ontology annotation, molecular function: glutamate-cysteine ligase activity. The transcript has 16 exons. NCBI's taxonomy places the organism in Eukaryota, Metazoa, Chordata, Mammalia, Diprotodontia, Phalangeridae. Bases 458 to 2371 code for a protein of 637 amino acids. The record is from RefSeq and is a predicted model, not a curated record. Gene Ontology annotation, biological process: glutathione biosynthetic process. Gene Ontology annotation, cellular component: glutamate-cysteine ligase complex.
GUCGGGUACUGGGCAUGCUCCGUGGCGCCGCAGGUUUUGGUCACAAGUAGGAAGCGGUUUCUGCACGACAACCGGCAAAGGGGAGAGGUUGCAGUUGCAGCCCCCGACGUCGGGACGCGGGACGGCUUGGAGCGGCUGCCGUGGCUGGAGGAGGACGUGGGUAAGGCGCAAGGAAGCCACCGGGGAAAGAGAAGGAAGAACAGAGGCAUCCUCCUCUGGAGCCUUCCUUCUCCUUCCCUCCCUCGUUCCCGUGGGUGGCCGGACGCCGGGGUCCCAUCACCUGGCCGGGAGGGGAGCCCGGGCCCGGGGCCCCAGCGCACGGAGCAGCAGCCCCAGCCCUGGUCCAGGAGCCGCCCGGCGAGGCGUCCGCUUUGCGUCCCUGCCCUGAUCGGCAGCCGCAGCCCGGGAAGAGGAGGAGGCGGCUGCGGCGGCCGCAGCAGCAGCACCGGGGGCAGCCAUGGGACUGCUGUCCCAGGGCUCGCCGCUUAGCUGGGAAGAGACCAAGCGCCACGCGGACCAUGUGCGGCGGCACGGGAUCCUCCAGUUUCUGCAUAUUUACCACGCCGUCAAGGAGCGGCACAAAGACGUGCUCAAGUGGGGCGAUGAGGUGGAAUACAUGUUGAUAGCUUUUGAUCACCAAAAUAAAAAAGUACGUGUGGUCCUGAAAGGAGAGGAACUCCUUGAAGCAUUGCAAGAAAGGGGGGAAAGAAAAAACCCAAACCAUCCAACACUUUGGAGACCAGAAUAUGGAAGCUACAUGAUUGAAGGGACACCGGGACAGCCAUAUGGAGGAACAAUGUCAGAAUUUAACACAGUUGAAGACAACAUGAGAAAGCGUAGGCAGGAGGCUUCAUCUCUUUUAAAGGAAAAUGAGGCUCUGUGCACUAUAACGUCGUUUCCCAGAUUAGGCUGUUCUGGGUUUACAGUACCAGAGUACAAACCUACACCGGUUGAAGAAGGUGCUUCAAAGUCCCUGUUCUUUCCAGAUGAGGCAAUAAACAAACAUCCCAGAUUCAGUACCUUAACAAGGAAUAUCCGACAUAGGAGAGGAGAAAAAGUUGUUAUCAAUGUACCAAUCUUUAAGGACAAGAAUACUCCAUUUCCAUUUGUAGAAACGUUUCCUCAGGAUGAUGAAGCCACGCAAGCAGCUCAACCAAAUCAUAUUUAUAUGGAUGCUAUGGGAUUUGGGAUGGGCAAUUGCUGCCUUCAGGUGACGUUCCAGGCUUGCAGUAUCUCUGAAGCCAGGUACCUCUACGAUCAGCUGGCUACUAUUUGUCCAAUUGUAAUGGCUUUGAGUGCUUCAUCUCCUUUCUACCGAGGCUAUGUGUCAGAUAUUGAUUGUCGCUGGGGAGUAAUAUCCGCAUCUGUAGAUGAUAGAACUCGGGAGGAGAGAGGAUUGGAGCCUCUGAAGAACAACAGCUAUAGGAUUAGCAAAUCUCGAUAUGAUUCGAUAGACAGUUAUCUCUCUAAAUGUGGUGAAAAAUACAAUGAUAUUGAUUUGACAAAAGAUAAAGAAAUCUAUGAACGCCUAUUAAAGGAAGGUAUUGACCAUCUCCUGGCCCAACAUAUUGCCCAUCUUUUUAUUCGAGACCCACUGACUUUGUUUGAAGAGAAGAUACACCUAGACGAUGCCAAUGAAUCUGACCACUUUGAGAAUAUUCAGUCUACAAACUGGCAGACCAUGAGAUUUAAGCCUCCUCCUCCAAAUUCCGAUAUUGGAUGGAGAGUAGAAUUCCGCCCAAUGGAGGUUCAGUUAACAGACUUUGAGAACUCUGCCUAUGUGGUGUUUGUGGUCCUGCUAACCAGAGUAAUCCUUUCGUACAAACUGGAUUUUCUCAUUCCUCUGUCAAAGGUUGAUGAAAACAUGAAAGUGGCUCAGAAACGAGAUGCUGUCUUACAUGGGCUAUUUUAUUUCAGGAAAGAUAUUUGCAAAGGUGGCACUGCUGUGGUAGAUGGUUGUAGUACAGCCCAGAAUGGUACGGAGACAGACACUGAAGAAUUCACAUUGAUGAGCAUAGAUACAGUCAUCAAUGGGAAGGAAGGUGUUUUUCCUGGAUUGAUACCAAUUCUAAACUCUUACCUGGAGAGUAUGGAAGUAGAUGUAGACACAAGAUGCAGCAUACUUAAUUACUUGAAGCUAAUAAAGAAGAGAGCAUCGGGAGAGCUAAUGACAGCCGCUCGAUGGAUGAGGGAGUUUGUCGCAAAGCAUCCCGACUACAAGCAAGACAGCGUCAUCACUGACGAAAUCAAUUAUAGCCUUCUUUGGGAAUGUAACAAGAUUGCAAAUGAAUUAAGCGAAUGCCCAGAGUUGCUUGGCUCAGGAUUUAAGAAAGCAAAAUACGGUGGAAAUAAAACUGGCUCUUCCAGUUAGGUGUUUUGCUGCCUGUCCCCACCCUACCCCAACCCUCCCUGCUCCAAAAAAAAAAAGUAGAACAUCUGAGUUAAUGUUAUUUGAGAAUUAGCUGCAAGACCAUGACCAUUGGCAUGGUGUGAAGACCAAAAUAGUGGUACUGUGCUCUCAGUUGGGCCAGUGAGCCUGAAAUCCACUUAAAGGCUUCCCAAAUGGAUAUAGAGUUUAUAUAGUAUACGUGUAUAUAGUGAAAUAUUUUUAUGGUCAACAAUGUAUUUUAAUAACAUUAUAUCUAAAGUCUUUGUGAACUGGCUUGUACAUUUUUUUUUUUAAAGAAAAUCCUGACUCUGGGAGGAGCUGCUGUCCAAAAUAGUUUGGUAAUUGUAAUGUACCGGUAUCCAUACAUUUUACAUGCAUUCCAGAGGUUGAGACGUUUACUGUACAUUUUGGUGGUGUUUUAAAGAAUCUGCCUUGUUUUAAAAAAAAGAGAAACAAAUUUCAUCUUUAGGACCUGAUUCACUUAAGGUUUCCCUUAUGUCACUUUAAUGAAGUCCAGACUUUCCUUUCUUCAUUGGUUUUGAAUCAGCUCGUUUGUUGGACACAUUAAAUCAUUUUUAUAAUUCCAAAAGGUCUUUACUUUGUAAUCUUUACUUCCUAGCAUCUUAUAUAUUAUGCUUCUUUUUCCUUUUUUGGAGGGGGGAAGGCAAAGCAAUUGGGGUUAAGUGACUUGCCCAAGAUCACACAGCUAGUAAAUGUGUCAGGUGUCUGAGGCCAGAUUUGAAUUCAGGUCCUCCUGACUCCAGGGCUGGGGUGCUACUCACUGCGCCACCUAGCUGCCCCAAUUAUGCUUCUUUUUAAAGGGAAUAGUUAAGCCAAGUGGUCACCCUUGAUCCAAACUUUCGGGACUAAAUAAAAUCCUGCUGUGGUCUAAUGGUAUUUAUAAAGGAACUUGUCCACUUUUAUUUUAAGCUUGCCAGUCUUUAAAGGCUUUAUAGAUUGAAAUUACAUAGACAUAAGGGUAUCAACUUGGUUUUUUGGGGGUAAUAAAACUUCUUUUAAAAAUUAUCCUUAAGCUUUUUUUUUCCUUUUUCUGUAAAUACUAAGAAGACUGGAAUUUAAAGUUGGGGCUGCCAAAUAAUUCUACACCUGAAAGGGCUUGGAUUUUUUUAAUCUGAGUGCCCACCUUGAGUUAUUCCUUUCUGUAGAUUUGCCAAUUAAAUAAAGCAUACGAUCCAACUGAAGGCUUAGAAUUCAUCAUUUGUCACUAGAGUUCUUGACUCUUGUCUCCUCCCUCCCCCAGUUCUCACUAGCCCCAUUUCCUAGUAAGCAUGUAAACAAAGCUUUGUCUUCUAAAAGCCAUUUGCCCCACAUUUUAGCUGGGGAAACAUACUAUGCACUGCUUACUUUCUAGAGGAAACUUCAGAAGAAAUCAUGGAAUGCACUAAGUUUGUGAAUCAGGACCCUAAAUGUUCAAUUGUAAAUAAUUUAAAUUUAAGAUAAUUGUUAGUCGUCAUGAGUUUAUUGUGGGGAUUUUUUAAAAAUAUAGUUAAAAUUCAUAAUUGCUUCUAAAAAUGACGAUGUAUUGUAGAUUAUGCAAAUCUUAAUACAAGCAUAACUAUUUAAGUCGUAAUGCUAAUUUUAAAAGAAAUUACAGUGAAGCUGCUCCUGGUAAAGCUGUUUAUGUAUAAAUAUUUGAAUCUGUGCUCUAUCCAUAGGUAUAAUGUAGAGGAUUAACAGUUCCCAUUUUCUUUUGCAACUGGCUUGUGCUAAUCAGGUUGUAAAUGACAGAUAAGUUUGUGGUACCAAAAAAACAAAUAAAAGAAUGGAAUUUGCAUAAUGUCACAUGA